AUGAGCCUAGAUUUUAGGAAUUGGGCUAUUCCCCAGGUGUGUGAACCUGCAUGCGUUGUCAGUGAUGCCGUCAAGCAGCCGCGACCCCCGACCCCUGCCUGGGAUGGCGACCAGGACAUUGUCAGAGCCGCGCCCCCUCAAAGCUGCGACCCCCGACCCUCGCCCAUCCCAGAGCCGCGACCCCUCAGAGGCACGGUCCCCUCAGAGGUGCGGCCUCCUGAGAGCCGCGACCCCCGACCCCCGACCCAACCCAGAGCCGUGAACCCUCAGAGCCGCUAUCCCCUCAGAACCGCGACCCCCGACCCUCGCCCAUCCCAGAGCCGCGAUCCCCUCAGAGCCGCGACCCCCAACCCUCGCCCAUCCCAGAGCCGCGACCCCUCAAAGCUGCGGACCCCGACCCCGCCCGCUCCAGAGCCGCGACCCCUCAGAACCGCGACCCCCGACCCCCCUACCCCAGAGCCGCGACCCCUCAGAGGCACGGCCCCCUCAGAACCGCGACCCCCGACCCCGCCCGCUCCAGAGCCGCGACCCCUCAGAGGCACGGCCCCUCAGAGCCGCGACCCCCGACCCUCGCCCAUCCCAGAGCCGCGACUCCCUCAGAGCCGCGACCCCUCAGAGGCACGGUCCCCUCAGAGCCGCGAUCCCCUCAGAACCGCGACCCCCGACCCCCUCCUACCCCAGAGCCGCGACCCCUCAGAGGCACUGCCCCCUCAGAGCCCCGACCCCCGACCCCCGCCCAUCCCAGAGCCGCGACCCCUCAGAGGCACGGCCCUCUCAGAGCCGCGACCCCCGACCCCCGCCUACCCCAGAGCCGCGACCCCUCAGAGGCACGGCCCCCUCACAACCGCGACCCCCGACCCCGCCCGCCCCAGAGCCACGGCCCCCCGGCCCCGCCCCUCCCGCUCAGGGCGCGCGCCCCCGCCGGCCCCCGCGCGCCGCCACAAGCCCCGCCCCCGCGCGUCCUGA
Messenger RNA from Taeniopygia guttata (zebra finch), 966 nucleotides. NCBI's taxonomy places the organism in Eukaryota, Metazoa, Chordata, Aves, Passeriformes, Estrildidae. The record is from RefSeq and is a predicted model, not a curated record.